Molecule: messenger RNA, 1470 nt
Organism: Penicillium oxalicum
Lineage: Eukaryota; Fungi; Ascomycota; Eurotiomycetes; Eurotiales; Aspergillaceae
Product: Zn(II)2Cys6 transcription factor domain-containing protein
Exons: 3
Coding region: 1-1470 (489 amino acids)
Biological process (GO): regulation of DNA-templated transcription
Molecular function (GO): DNA-binding transcription factor activity, RNA polymerase II-specific; zinc ion binding
Source: RefSeq, a predicted model, not a curated record
AUGAGAGGAAACCCAGCAACCCCAUCAAAGGCCUGUCAGCCCUGCCGCGCAAAACGGCGCAAGUGUGAUCUGGUCCGACCUGAAUGCUCGCAGUGUCGAAGAGCGAACAUUCCAUGUGGAGGUUAUCGAGAUUCUUUUUCAUUGCGGCUCCGCGAUCAGACAUCUCUUGCGGCUCGCAAAGUACAGAAACGCCAGUCUGACGCCGUGACGAGCUCGACAGAUGGAUCGGAAAGCGCAUCUGGGGAUGAAAAUGGGCAACUUAUCAGCCCUGUGCUCAGUUUGAGUCUGUCCGAGAGCCCAGAGUUCCUGUCUGUCAGCUACUUUAUGAAUGUGUACGCUCCAACCUCGGCGUUCAAUUACUUGAUCGAUGUGUCACCGGCUUUUCUGACCCAAAAGGGAUUGGAGCACGCGUUCCUAGCGCCUGCCUUGCUGUUCUUUUCGCAGAACUGGCGAGAUUCACUGGCACGGUCGCUGGCUCAGAAACAUUAUGCACUGGCGUUGAGAUCAAUCAACCUUGCGCUUUCGAAUCCGGACUCAGCCACUGCCGACAGGACCCUGCUCUCUGUGCUACUGCUGAGUCUCUUUGAAGCGCUGAUCUUUCAGGGACGAUCAGAUCCUAUCAAUUGGAAUGCUCACACUCAGGGUGCCAUGGAGUUGCUGCGUCUCCGCGGCAAGCAACAAUUCAACGGUCCACUGGGCCGUAGUCUCUUCCGUCAUGCAUCAAUGAAUAUCAGAACCCAGUGUGCUCAGCUGGGUCUACAGGCGCCAUCGGCAUUAGCAGUUCUCGAGACGGGCCAGUUCGAAGAGCCAAGUCCCAGAGAACAUCAAUACAGGCUAUUUGGGCAAGUCGUCGCCGGAAUCGCGAGUCUCCGAUGCGAGAGGCCCCAACUCACGACAUCAGAGGUCAUUCUCAGGAUCUUCAAGUUGGAGGCAGACAUCCAUCAGAUCCUGAUUGAGUUUCAAAAAGCGAUGCCAUUCCACACUCUGGACCCGACGACGCUACACAAGUCAAUACGCAGCUUCCGAGGACGAAUCGAUCACUAUCCCUCGUUUGGGGGUGCGCGCGAUAUGAACACGCUGCGUAUGGUCCGAUUGUUCAUCAUCCGCAUGCUGGACGAGACGCUCGUGCGCAGAUCGGUUCAGCCGGGGGCAGUGCCGCAGGACUUAUUUGCCAGAGCUCGAACACUGAUAGAUUUAACCUCUUUCGAAAUGAUAGCGGAUAUCCUGUCCAGUGUUCCGUACAUUCUGGACAUUUACGAUCAGCCAAACUUUUCAGCUCGAUCGUUGAUUUAUUGUUUAUCCGGCGUGGCGAUUCUCCGGUUUACGCCACUCGAUGCGAGGGAAUAUGCAGUGGAGAGGCUGACCUUUGUGGGCGAGCGAUAUGGGUUCCCGCAGGCGAUUGAUUCUGCGAAAAUGGUGCUGCAGGGGAAAGAUUUGGAGAAAUGGAUCUAUCUUGCGGUGCUUUCGUAG